GAGCGCAGCUGGUAUCAUAACAGGUCGAACGACUUUAUAAGCGUCGGAGUCGAGGUCUGAUGUUAGGCGUAACUUUACCUAGGCGAAGAAAGCUGGCCAAGUUACAACAUGAACGUGCGGCUGUACUGCAGCAGGAAUGACGGAUGAAUUGUAACCCCCUUAAGGCCAAAGUAGUGAGUCUCGAUCUCGCAUAUUGACAGAAAAGAUUGAAAGGAAGAGGGAGGAAAUUUCUUCAAAGCCCCCUAAAAUGUCCGGUCCGGGUAUUCCGCCAGUCAUAGCCUUUCGCUAUCAUAUUAAUUUGCUCGUGUUCCUGGCUGCUGUAUAACCCAUCAGAUCGAGAGUGUGGAGAACCCUGUCUUGAACCUGCAGAUUCGCAAUCUUGGGUUCAGCCAAUAUUGCCCAAGAACGAAGUUCAUUUAGCCAUUCCAAUGACCUUAACGACCACAUCCACAUGUAACCUUGGAUCUCGUCUACUGGAAUGAAAGAAGAAGAAAAAUUCUCCUGUCAAGCGAGCAUGACCCCUGAUCAGACCUGUCAAUAUAAGUCUAUAUCAUGCUGCCAGACGACUUGAACCUUGGAUGAUCGUCCAGCGUUGAGCCAUCCUGGGACUCAACAUGAGGUUAACUAAGGUUAUUGGCGGUAUCACCGCCGCCUUGCUCGUGAGCGGUGUAGCAGGUGCCAGGCUGCCCGAGAGACAGGAUGUUUCCCUUGCUCCUCCUCCGCCCAGCUCACCCCCGGCACCCCCGGCAUCACCAAGCUCUUCAAAGUCCUCGAGCGUUCCCAAUACUUCAAAGACUACCAAGCUGUCAAUCACGGCUUCUGCCACCACUAAGCCCGCAGCUCCGGCUCCAGUUGCGACAUGCACGGCGCAUUUGCUAGUAGACGAUUUCUCUCAGUGGGAGAACGGCGAGAACUCUCUGAAGGGAGCUACAAGCGAUGACCAGACUAUGAAUGCUACUAGUACCGAUGGAGGCAUUUUAACGUUUACGCCCAAUAACAUCGAUGUAUCUUACAUCUACGAGCAGUUCGACUGUCUAGACACGGUAGCACGCAAGUACGACUCCGUAUCGUUCAACAUCAAGGGCCCCGAAGCGGCCUCGGUCUCCAUUGAGCUGCAAACCGUCACCGAAUGCUCAGAGACCGAGUACCAAAGCCACUACUACACACUAAACGGUUUAAGCGGUUCCCUACAGACGAUCAACAUUCCAUUGAAUAAUUGGGAGGGAGCUGGCUUAGAAGGAGUUGUCGGUAUCCUUUGGUACGGCUUCUCCGCUGGGUUGACCGGUACCGAUAACGAAUGGCAACUGGAUAACCUACAAUUCUUGUGCUCUGGUGUUGCGCCGCCCAAGGACCCCGAACCUCCGGCAACUACUACCAAGCCUACUGAGCCCGAUCCACCAGUGGUAACCGUUACAACUACCAUCUAUACAACUCUGCCUGGCGGUGACGUUACGACUACGACGGAGACCACUACAGGAAGCUGGAGCACUCCUGGCAAGCCAACGACCACGAAGCAAACUACUACCACAAAGCGUCCCGGAUGGCCUACUACUACUUCCCGUCCCAUCUGGCCGACCGAGCCUCCAUGGUGGGAUGAUGACCCAUGGGACGACGACCCAGGCUGGGGAGGCUGGCCUGAUGACGGUAUCGUGCCGCAGCAAGUCAGAGCAACCGCCACCGUCGACCCUACACCGGUACCUUCGAUAGUCACAAACGUCCAGCAGAUUGUAGCCCGCGACGAAGGUGCAAAGUGCGACCACCUUCUCGUCGACGACUUCAUCUCCCAAUCUCGACUGACUUUUCUCUUCUACAACGCCUUGCUGAAGUCGAGCAGUGAUGAUGGAACGAUGAAAUCCGUCGCGGUUAAGAACAACAGAGUCACUUUCACCCCUCAAGAUACCGACUCGUACUGGUACACCCAGCUCGGCUGCAUUGAUGCGAGACAAUACGGAGGAAUCUCGCUUCGCAUCUCGGCCGCUUCUGGUACGUCUUUCGACGUUCAGCUUUCUUCGACCAAGGGAGCAUGCGGCAGCGAGGAUACAAAUGAUGUUGUUUUGACGUCAAAAGAGCUCGGCUGGACGUUUAACGGGAAGGAGCAGCUUUACUCGAUCCCCUUCUCUAAGUUCAAGGGGCUUGACCUGACCAAGUUCGAAACGAUCUUCAUCUCCAAUUUGAAGAAGCCUGUUACCUUUGGGCCCAUAGCCUUGUACUGUGGAAACGAGGUCGUCGAAUACAUCCCCCCCGCGGUUAUCGAGCCGUCUGGUCCGACCGAGACGGUACCAGCGCCCCCGAGCAAGGCUACGAACCUCGUGAUCGACAAGUUUGCUAACUCGGAGACCAACGCCUUGGGGCAAUGGCACGGAGCAGACGAGGGGAUUACAUUGACCUUCAAGAAGAACACAAUGACGCUGAAGACUAACGACUCGGACCUGAUGUGGGUUACCCAAGUCUCCGAUACCUGCAGGGACCUCACCGAGUUCGACGGGUCUUACCUCCACGUCGCUUACACCGGAAGCAACCUGUUCACCGUCGCCCUGCAGCAGCACAACGAGAAGUGCAACAACGACAUCUACCCCUACCCCGAGACCUGGGACUCCCUCGAGGCCUCGCGGUACAGCACCGAGACGGACAUCUGGAUCCCGCUGAACCACUUCAACGUGGAGCGCAAGCGGGCCAUCGGGUUCGCGUUCAAGGGGUUCUACAGCGCCACGCCCACCGUCUUCUCCAAGAUCGAGAUCGUCAGCGAGAUCCCCAAGUCGUUCCAGGUCCCGGAGAAGCUGCCGUCGGGCCAGUUCAUCUUCGCCUGCAAGCGGCCCAACUCCUUCGCCUUCGCCAUCGACGACGGGGACCCCGUCUUCGCCCAGCAGGUCAUGAAGACGAUCGACGACGCCGGCAUCACCGUCACCUUCUUCACGGUCGGCGCGCCGCUGCGGGACCCCACCACGAACCUCAGCGCCAUCUACAACGAGAUGGCGGCCAAGGGCCACCAGAUCGCGCUGCACAGCUACACGCACCCGCCCCUGGAGGGCCUGCCGGACGACGCCUCCAUCGACUGGGAGUACUCGAACGACAUCGAGGCGGUCAAGGAGACCUUCGACGGGCUGACGCCGCGGUACUUCCGGCCGCCGUUCGGGACGGAAGGCGCGCGGAUGCGGCAGCGGCUCGCGGCGCUGAUCGAGGACCCGUACAUCGUGCAGUGGAGCGUGGACGUGGAGGACUGGCUGUGGGCGGAGUCGGACACGCCGGAGAAGCAGCUGGAGGCGUUCAAGCGGGACGUCGCGGCCGGCGGCAACAUCGUCGUCAUGCACUACCUAUAUAACAGCACCGUCAGCUACCUCAAGGAGUUCAUCGACAUCGCCAAGGCCACCGGGAAGCAGCUCAUGCGCGUCGACCAGUGCAUGAUGGACCCGAACGCGCCGCCGCUGCCGGGUGAGAAGAAAUAA
Daldinia caldariorum is the source of this 3443-nucleotide messenger RNA. RefSeq names its product carbohydrate esterase family 4 protein. The record is from RefSeq and is a predicted model, not a curated record. Gene Ontology annotation, molecular function: hydrolase activity, acting on carbon-nitrogen (but not peptide) bonds. The transcript has 2 exons. Gene Ontology annotation, biological process: carbohydrate metabolic process. Lineage: Eukaryota; Fungi; Ascomycota; Sordariomycetes; Xylariales; Hypoxylaceae. Bases 615 to 3443 code for a protein of 942 amino acids.